AUAAAGUGGGCGAGGUUUAGCUGUACAAGACAAAAGAGAGAGUUAAACGAAAACAAAGCGGGACGCCUUCAUCUCCUGUCCGGCAUGUAUCUCUUAUAUUUAAGUGCAGGGGUUGUUUUUAAUAUGGUAAUACAGAUUCAUGCCUUUACGAAGAAAUGAAAACAGGAGGACGGUAAAUUCAAAUCUUGAAAUGGCAGAGAGACUUAUUAGCCAAGUGAAAUAUCCGUUGCUAUAGCGUAAACGAGGUAGUACUAGUAAUUAAGUUUAAGACAGUAGUUAUAUCGUAGUUAAUAACGCAUGGAAUUAGACCUCCGUCUGCGCAUUUCUGUGUAUUUCCCGGAAAUAAGUUUUCGGACCUGACAGCUGCAGCGGAAUUGGUCACCGUUUUACCAUCUUCAAUUUAGUUUGAACUUAUGAAAUAACAUUGAGCCAAGAAGGGUGUUAAAGGGAGUAAAAGAAAUCUAGUUUACAAGGAAAAUGCUGAAAUCGGAGAUGAACGGGUUUCUGUCAAGUUCACCGGACUGUCCUGCUGGAAGCGUUUGUGCCGUCGAUGGUUUGCCACCGUUACCCAAAGGAUUGAGUGGCAUUUUGAACUCAAGCGGGGGGUCCUGGAGAGACAUCGAGAAGGUCUACAGCAAGAGGACGCGCAUCCAGGCGGACAUCAGUAAGUCCAGAGUGAGUGACGCUCUCGGCCGCAGUAAACCCGCAAGCCUUGACGCAGCGCUGGCCGUGUUGCGCAAAGAGAUGGUGGGACUGAGGCAGUUAGACAUGUCCUUACUGUGCCAAUUGUGGUCUUUAUACGAGUCCAUACAAGAAUACAAAGGAGCUUUCCAGGACAUCUCCUCCUCUUUGUGUGAGAGCUCCUUCAACACUGAAAACGGCUAUUCUGAAGAUGAAGAGGAGGAGGAGGAUGAAAAUGAAGGGGUGAGUGGGGAAACACUGCUAUCACUUCCUCAGCCCACUCGGAACUCUCGGGACCAGUGGAUCAAGGACUCUUUCCACAUCCCUAUUUAAAUGAACUAUUCACUUUGUGCUGUCCUUAGUUACGGAUCUCCCAUUAUCCUCAUCUGUAUAAACUGGGGCCAACGUUGCCCGUUUGCAAGAGGGUGCUAUAACCGUAUAAGAAGGAUUUUAUUUUUGUAGGGUAUUUGCACAAUAGCGAUUGUAGGUUUGCUCCAUGGCAACAUGGAAAUUGUAUUUUCAUUGCGUGUUAAAUCAUAAAGACAGGAUAAGGACUGGCAGGAAAAGGAUGUUAUGGCCGGAAGCAUUCCACACUUGGGUGUUUUUUCUACAUAUGGAAUAAGAAGUAUUAAUGGACUAUCACUUAACUGGGGUAUAUAUUUUGGUAGUCACAAAUUCACUAUUUUGUAUAAAUGUAUCAAAUAUUUACCAUCACGACGUUUUCUUUAUCACCAUCUGUAUUUAAGAUUAUUUUAUUUGUUAUUUUUACCACCACCUCUGUCUUUUAUUAGUAAGUUAAACAUAGAAUGUAGUAGAAAACAAAAAAACAACUUGUACAUUUUUAUAAAAGUCUCUGUGUUUUGUGUUUGAAUACAAAAU
Messenger RNA from Triplophysa rosa, 1560 nucleotides. RefSeq names its product family with sequence similarity 89 member B (gene fam89b). The record is from RefSeq and is a predicted model, not a curated record. Bases 478 to 1014 code for a protein of 178 amino acids. NCBI's taxonomy places the organism in Eukaryota, Metazoa, Chordata, Actinopteri, Cypriniformes, Nemacheilidae. The transcript is spliced from 2 exons.